UUUUGUUUUCUGGUAAUUCACAGUGUAGUACCGUCUGUUCAGCUCGUGUUUUGAUUUGGUGGCGAGAGAGACAGCGUAUUCUCAGUAGCUGCACAGGGCUUGCGGUCUAGGCGGGUAGCGCAUUGUUGACAGCCCUGCCUGUGUGUGGUGCCUCGAACGGCGCGCGGCGGCUAGCGCAGCGGAGGGCGUAGCUCGGCGUGUUCAAACUUGUUCGCGCGCGUUGUCGCUCUUUCUCGCGUCUCGCUGUCGGACAGAGCGUAUCCUUAGUAGCUGCACAGGGCUUGCGUUCGAGUGACAGCCCUGCCUGCUGUGUCUCGAGCGGCGCGCGGUGCCAAGCGCAGCGGUGGGCGCAUCUCGACGUGUUCAAACUUGUUCGCGCGCGUUCUCGCUCUUUCUCGCGUCGCGCUGUCUGUUUAAGUGUGAAUGUGUGGAAAUGGCGUCAACAAGGCUUCAAACUGAUCUGUGGCUUAUUGGACAACCAGCUUCAGAGAUCACCGGCGGGAAAUUGCCAUUGACUUCGCAAGUUUUGCAGCGUUUCUUCUAUUUGCACAACAUUGAUGGGAAGCCAUUAAGGGACAGUGCGAGAGAAACAAUCGAAGAAACUUUACCGUUCUGGGUCAAAGCUGGAGUUCCGACUCAAGAGGUGAGAAAUGCCACAGACGCCCUCCUCCGUCUCCACAGAGAUUACGUGUCUUUGAAGAAAAAUAUCAACAGGACAGGCAAAAUCUAUGAUGACCGUCGGCAAGAUUUCCAAGACAGACUUAGUAGAACUUAUGAUCUAGCAACGGUCGAUGCAGUGAGUAGAAUGGAAGAGGAGAUUAAAAAAACAAAGGACCUGAAAAGAAAAGCAGCCAUGGUGGAGGACCUGCAAUUUUACAAGCAGCAAAUUGAAACCCGCAAAGGAACUUUGGGUAACGUAGACCCACUUGAAAUUAAAAAAAUGAAAAGAGAUGAAAGAAAGAAAGAAAAAGAGAGAAUUUUACAAGAAAAAUACCACGAGGAGAAGAUGAAAUGCGAAGAGAGUAUGAAGAAAGUUGACUGGGUGGAUGUUAAAGAAGAGCUGCCCGAUGAAGAUUUACCUGAGAGUAGGGAGAAAGAUGAAGAUUUUAAGAUGGAAAACAAUUAUCUGAAAAGAAAAGUUAAGACUGACGUGCUGACACCAACUCUCCUCGCUUCUCUGGACCGGAAUGCAUUGACGGACCGAAAAGCUCUGCGCACGGUAUCAGAGACAGCCUCUGCUCUUGGACACGACCUGAAAGACGUAAAUUUAUCAAGAUCAACUAUUCGGCGAUACCGAGAGUCAAGCAGGGCGAAUGCUCGAGGACGUCUUCCUGAUGACUUCACCUUGGACGGUCCUGUUGUGCUCCACUGGGACGGAAAACGGCUGGAAGAAGAUGGUGCUUGGGUUGAACGGCUCGUUGUUGUCGCUGUUGAUCUGAAAUCCGGAAGCGAGCAGCUUUUGGGCAUUGUGCGGCUCCCGGAUGGCACCGGCAAGUCUCAGGCCGACGCUGUGUUGUCGCUGGCAAGAGAGUGGGACUUGGCACACAGGGUGGUGGGCUUAUCGUUCGAUACCACCGCUUCGAACACCAGCCCGGCCAAGGGAGCCUGCGUGCUGAUCGAGCUGGGUCUGGGGCGGAAGCUGCUGCGGCUUGCGUGUCGGCACCACGUCCUGGAGUUGCCUGUGAAAGGUGGCUUCGAGGCGCUGAUCGGGAAAUCUCAGUCUCCAGACAUUCCCUUGUUCAGUCGUUUCAGGGCAUUCUGGAAAAACAUUGAUCAAGGGAAAUACGUAAAUGCGAGGCAGUUGCAGCUAAUUCGCCGCAUUCCUGAAGCAGACGAAAUUAUCGUCUUCUGCAAAGAGCAGCUGUUGCAGGAAAAGCAGCCGCGCGAUGACUACAGGAUGCUCUUGCUCUACACAAUCAUAUUUCUCGGUGGAGUCCCUCCCGGUGGUGUGAAGUUUUACGAACCCAUCACCGUUAGCAAGACGCGUUUCAUGGCAGGGGCGAUAUACUGCAUACUUAUUUGCAUGUUUAGUCGUCAAUUCUCGCUCUCAGCUCAGGAGAAGACUGCUGCCUCUGAAACGGCUGUGUUUGUUGUGACAGAGCAUAUCCAGGUAUGGUUUCUAUCAAGAAUUUCUGCUGUGGCACCGAGAACUGACUUGGAGUACCUCAAAACCAUCACCAGAGAUGUACUUCGCAACAAGAAGAAUGAUGCUCGGAAGACCAUGUGGAAAACUGCGGGGGGGAAAUUUUUGGGACAUUUGUGGUAUCUGUGCCCUGAACUGGCCACUUUGGCUUUAUUUGAUAGACAGGUAGACCAGGAGACCAAACUGUCUAUUGUGGCUGCGAUGAAUGCAGGGGAGGACAUGGAGGAAGACGAUUUGCCUAAUAAGGGGUUCAUAGUCAAGUUAGAAAAUUCGGUAUUGUCAUUGACACUUCCCAGUUUUGUUAACGCAGGGUCCAAAUAUUUCUUCCACAAGUUGGGUGUCCAGCCUGACUUUUUAUCUUUGCACCCAUCAGAAUGGCCUUCUAACAGUAAUUUUAAGGAAAUUGAAGUCCUCGUCAAAAACCUCCCUGUUGUAAAUGACGCAGCGGAGAGGAAUGUGAGAAUAGCAACAGAUUUCCACAAUAUACUCACAAAAAAUGAAGACCAAAGACAAGGCUUGUUCCUCAAUGUUGCAAACGACCGCAAAAGUGUUAGUCAAAAAUAAACUUAAUUAUGCUUGUCAUUUCAAUAAUGUGCAACUUUAACCAAACAAUUCUAUUGAGUUUUCAGAUGUGAUAUUUCUAAUUACCAAAUGCUAAGGUGCCAUGUGCCAUAUUAAACAUUUAACGUGAAAUAAAUAAAAAAAAUCAAAGUGAGAACGUUAUUUUUACCAUCCAGAAACCCCUUAAAAUACACAAAAACU
Molecule: messenger RNA, 2905 nt
Organism: Thrips palmi
Lineage: Eukaryota; Metazoa; Arthropoda; Insecta; Thysanoptera; Thripidae
Exons: 4
Coding region: 434-2707 (757 amino acids)
Source: RefSeq, a predicted model, not a curated record